AUGUUUUUAGACGGUUUUGUGAGAGUAGUAACAAUACAAGUCAAGAAAAGUAGGGAAGCACGAACAAUUAUAAAUAGUAAUUGGUUGACUCUACGAUCAGAACCAGUAGGUCGCUCAAAAUUGCCAUUUUCCGACAAAAGUCUAAAGUCGCAAAAACGAGAUGUAUUGAAAUUUUCUAGGGAAAAUGAACACGAUUCCAGUUUAAUUGAAGAUGUAAUAUCCAGAAUUACCAUAGGCAAACAGUUCUUGAAAGAAGCCGAAGGUUCACAAGAUUCCAGUAUUUUUUCAACUAUGCUUAUACCACUAAGACUGACUACGAGUAACUUAACUCCUCAGUCGCUAAGAUUUUGUAGAUCAAUCAAACUUCAAUAUGCGAAAGAAACCAAGGAACAUAUCAUGAAUGAAAAAAAUAACUUGGGGAAGAAAAUUCAAAAUCUUAAACCAUUUGAUUUCACAGUAAAUGGAUGUCAAGUAAUAGUUGAUUUUCAUCUCUGUCUUACAUUAAUUGAUGCUAAAUUUUUUACUAUCACCGACUUCAUGUCCGAUAUAUUUAGACCUAAAGAAAGUCCACUUCAUUAA
Messenger RNA from Psylliodes chrysocephalus, 579 nucleotides. Lineage: Eukaryota; Metazoa; Arthropoda; Insecta; Coleoptera; Chrysomelidae. The record is from the annotation of a GenBank genome assembly.